AUGUGGCCAAACAACGUGGGUAUCAAGGCGAUCGAAGUCUAUUUUCCGGCACAGUAUGUGGAUCAAACUGAUUUGGAGGAAUUCGACAAAGUUUCGGCUGGAAAAUACACUGUAGGCUUGGGUCAAUCGAAGAUGGGAUUCUGCAACGACAGGGAAGACAUUAAUUCCCUCUGUCUGACGGUGGUUCAACGACUAAUGGAACGGCACGGUGUAAAACCGCAAGACAUCGGAAGGCUGGAAGUGGGAACAGAGACGAUUAUUGACAAGAGCAAAUCUGUCAAGUCUGUACUCAUGCAAUUGUUUGAACCAUUUGGCUGCACGGACAUCGAGGGUGUAGAUUCGACGAAUGCCUGUUACGGAGGGACAGCCGCCUUGUUCAACGCAGUCGCCUGGAUAGAAAGCAGCUCCUAUGACGGCAGAAUGGCGCUUGUUGUUGCCGGUGAUAACGCAGUCUAUGCAAGCGGUAGUGCCAGGCCAACCGGAGGUGCUGGCGCGGUGGCUAUGCUGAUUGGACCGAACGCACCAAUAGUUUUUGACCGUGGGAUCAGAGCGUCUUACAUGAGACAUGCCUAUGAUUUUUAUAAGCCAGACCUAAACUCUGAGUAUCCCGUGGUUGAUGGAAAGCUUUCCAUUCAAUGCUACUUAGGUGCACUUGAUAAUUGCUACCAAAAAUAUUGUCAGAAAACCAAUGAGAAGAAUAUUAACGAGUCUAUAUCUUUGGCCAGUUUUGGAGCUGUGCUCUUUCAUUCCCCGUACUGUAAACUUGUUCAAAAAUCAUUCGCUCGGUUGGCGUUCAAUGAUUUUUUGAACGCUUCGAAAAGCGCUAUCGCCAACGACAAGUAUCAGGGCCUGGAGAAGUUUUCAGCUUUAAAAUUGGAAGAUACUUACUUUGAUAGGGAUGUAGAGAAAGCUUUUAUGACUUUGAGCAACAAAGAUUUUGCUGAAAAAACUAAGCCAAGUUUAUUGAUUGCUAGUCUCGUUGGAAACAUGUACACCCCAUCCGUCUAUUCGGGUCUAGUUUCUUUCCUCAUUAGUAAGCCGAUAGACCAGCUGGCUGGUACUAAAGUUGCGGUUUUCUCUUAUGGAUCAGGCUUAGCUUCGAGUAUGUACUCGUUAACUAUUGCCGAAGACGCGUCGUCUAAGUCUGAUUUAGAAAAGUUGGUGUCGCAUUUGUCAUACGUAAAGCCUCAGCUUGAGUCAAGGCGGCGCGCAUCGCCGGAAGAAUUUACUGGAGUCUUGGAACUCAGGGAAAAAAAUUGCCACAAAGCACCAUAUCAGCCUCAGAGCAGCAUUGAAAAUAUGUUUGAUGGCACGUAUUAUCUAGAAAGUAUCGAUGAGAAAUAUCGACGAACUUAUGGAAAAGUCACUAAGAGCAAAUAGUAUUAUAUUUACACCUCCAACGAGAAAUUUUUGUUUAAACAGAUUUAUUUAUCAAUUAUCAUUGUUGAUUAGCUGAUCGCUUUGUGCUUGUUGAGAUAUAGUAGAUACAUUUAAAUGCCAAUAUUUUUAAUCAUGGUCCUAUGAUUUUAAACCGAAUACAUAAUCUUUUGUUCCUGACAAUUGAUUAUUAAUAGUAAAUAAUUGUUAGCCAAGUGAGAAUGAAGCUCUGAGUGUCGUAUUUGUUUAAUUAGCGGCAUUUCGGCUUUUCUACUUGUAGAUAAAUAUUUUUUACCUUUACUCUGACCAAAACGUACAAAUGUUGUUUCAUCAGCGCAGCUAUCCGUGUUACAUACGCGAAUUGCUAUAUUCUUAUUGAAUUUCCAUUGAUUGUGGAAAAAUUAAUAUUAUACCGAACGAAUUAGGGUAUCAAGAAUUGUGAAUAGCGAGAAAAAUUUGAAUAAAAUUUUAUACGCUUGUACAGUAAUAUUAACAUGUUUUUUCUUUAUCGCUGUUUGUGAAUGUCUCAUCGACACCGAGGGGGCCAGUAUAUUUAACAAAAAGUUUAGUCAGUGGUAUUCACAGACGACCUAAAGAAUAUUUUGUACCAACAAUAUUGAUGUAAAAUGUCAGAUUAUAGAUAAAACUUGUUAUAAGAAACUUCAAGUUUCUUUUUACUAUCACGGCGGAGAUUUUGUAGUAUUUUGCAAGGUAACAAUGAUGCUUGCUAAUUUUCGGUUACAGCUCAAUCUUUUGUUGGAUAAUAAUACAAGAAUUUAUACAAACUGUUUAGUAACUUGUAUGAACUGACUUGUAUAACCCGUGGCUUGUCGGGAAACCUGGUAAAUUGACCUUUGACGAUUGUAUAAGAUUAUACAUUCAAUAACACGAUCAAGGCAAAAAAUAAAAGUGUCGGCAAAGUCCCAAUUGUCUGCAAGCCGCCGAAAAAAUGACUGCAUAAUUCGAUAAAGAUUUACUUUAUCGUUAUGUAAAUGAUUAGACAUUCGUUUACCUUGAUCCUUGCAAAACACGGGGUUCAAGUUAUUAACGUUAUCGUAACGAAACAUUGCGAAAAAAAUCACUAUUUUCUUAAUUAUACAAUGAUUUUGAACUAACUAAGAUUUCGAACUAUCAGUGUUUCGUUUUAUUACGGUUUACUGAAUUUCAAACAAUUCCAAAAUCGCGAAAUAAUGGUUUUUCCUUGGCAUGAAUCGUUAAGUUAAUGUUACUAACUUCAAUAUGAUUGCAAAACGCGAUAACGCGAUUUGUUCCUCAUACGUGUUACAUGGUACACAUUUUUCUUUUCUUUAUAUAGUCUUCGAAUGAUUUGUAGUACAUGACAUACGAUAAUUGUUUAUUAAAAAGAAUUUGAAUUUUA
Messenger RNA from Neodiprion fabricii, 2755 nucleotides. RefSeq names its product hydroxymethylglutaryl-CoA synthase 1 (gene Hmgs). The transcript has a single exon. Bases 1 to 1380 code for a protein of 459 amino acids. The record is from RefSeq and is a predicted model, not a curated record. Lineage: Eukaryota; Metazoa; Arthropoda; Insecta; Hymenoptera; Diprionidae. Gene Ontology annotation, biological process: acetyl-CoA metabolic process. Gene Ontology annotation, molecular function: hydroxymethylglutaryl-CoA synthase activity.